AUGAAGGCAGACCUUCGAUUCUCGAGUCCGGAACAGCGAGCCAGUGCCGGCUCAGAUGUAGGUGGGUGGUCGAAGGGUCUCGGAAAGUCCGUGGCGUUCAGCUCUGCACCCCACUCCGCUGCCAUUGUUGUCGGCCACCCCGGGACCGGUAUCAAGGAGCAGACAUCCGGUCUCUAUGCCAGGUCCCUCGCAUCCCAGGGCUUCAUCACUCUCGCGUUUGACGCUGCCCACUACGGGGAGAGCGGUGGAGAGCCUCGCUACCUGGAAGACCCGUAUCAGAGAGUCGAGGACUUUAGAAACGCCGUGUCGUUUCUCUCGACCCUCGAUGGGGAAGUCGACCCCGAACGAAUCGGCACUGUUGGGAUCUGCUCAUCCGGGGGCUUCUCGAUCUUCGCCGCGCAGACGGACCAGCGCAUCAAAGCCGUGGCUACUGUGAACGGCGUCUGUGUGGGCACCAUGACUCGGAACAGCAUGAAGGAUCCCUCCGGCGCCAUAGACCAGGCGCUUCUGCAACCCGGACUUGUCUGGGCGGGCAGAGAACGCACCUCGGAGGCGAGAGGCAACCCACCCACGACGAUCAGCAUCCUCGACACAUUCGCGGAGGCCGCGGAUUACUACCAGACCCCCCGCGGACAGCACCCGAGAUGUGCGAACCUGCAACUUGCGCGGAGCCUGGACACGAUCGCCUCGUACGACUCGUUCGCCUUUAUCGACUGGAUCUCGCCGCGGCCGCUGCUGAUGAUCAUCGGCAGCGAGGCGGACAAAGGGAACGACGGCGACCCGGCGGACACGGGGCGGUACAGCAGGAUGGCGAUCGAGCGGGCGAGGGAGCCGAAGGAGCUGUUUGUGAUCAAGGGCCUGGGGCAUAUCGAUCUGUAUGACCACAUGUCUGAGUCUGUUCCCAAGCUUGCGGAUUUCAUGGGCAGAGCUUUGUGUGCUUGAAAAGGGACAGAAGAGGCGGCUGCGGGAUGAGGCCGCAACCCGGGUACGUAGACGCGAGUUCUGUAAGUGGUUGCUAAGGUUCAGCUGCGCGACGGUCGUCGGUCGUAACACCGAUAACUGGUUGCUGCUCUUUCAAUAAGAGCUAAAGUCACGCCGAAGAAGAGAGGCAAAUUUACAGUAGUAUAACGGACUUCCUACGCUAGACAGUCAGCUUUUAUCUCUUCACUCCCACGAUUCGCAUAAUUCAUGAGUAAGGGAAA
Messenger RNA from Microdochium trichocladiopsis, 1202 nucleotides. Its product is annotated as Alpha/Beta hydrolase protein. The transcript is spliced from 2 exons. The record is from RefSeq and is a predicted model, not a curated record. The coding region runs from base 1 to 942 and encodes 313 amino acids. NCBI's taxonomy places the organism in Eukaryota, Fungi, Ascomycota, Sordariomycetes, Xylariales, Microdochiaceae.